UAAAUACACUUACUGACGUGUCUUAGGAAGUGCAAAGUCGACUUUAAAAUCGUGUCAAGCAUUGAUUGAUUAGUAUAAAUAAUAAUUAUGAAUUUAUUCAUUUUUUAUGUUAUUACCGGGGUAAUGAUUACUAUCAAUGGUAAAAGAAUUGAAUAUAAUCAGACAUUAAUAGUAAAAGAGCGUAAUUGUACAUUAUCGAAAUUUUCACGAGAUUCAUUUUGGAAAAAUUGCGAAGCUGUAUAUUAUCUUGAUUGUGUAGUAACAGGUCAAGAAAUAAGAUUUAGUGUAUACAAAUCUGAUGGUGAUAAAAGAGGAACAGAAUUUUAUGAGCCUGCUGUAUAUGAAUCGAUUAAUUUAACUAGACAUCAAAGAGUUAAAGAAUUUUGCGCUUAUGUAGAAAGUUUCAAAAAAGUACGACAACAACAGACUCUUCAAAUCCAAAGUAGCUGUGAACAAGUUGACGUAUACAAUUAAAUUUUAAAAUAUAUAUAUUUUUUUUUUAAUUUCAAGUAUAUUACACAUUUUUUAAUAUAUGGAAAGUUGAACAAAAAAAAAAAAUAGGUCAUAAAGAUUAUGACAAUUAUUUUCUUUCUAAUUUAUUUUUAUUUGCUUAGUACUUUAUAAGUUUGUAUAUUAAAAAUAAUAAAAAUAUAAUAUCUAUAUAUAGUAUUUAAAUUUUUUAAAAUUAAAAUAAAUGUAGAUUUACCAUGUUUCUAUUGCAAACAGAAUACAAAUUCAAAUUUAAAAAAAAAAAAAAAACCUGUCGCUCAAAUUGGCAUAAAAAAAUAAAGUUUGAUACUCAAUUCGUAGCAAAAUUAAAAACAAA
Aphidius gifuensis is the source of this 826-nucleotide messenger RNA. RefSeq lists its product as uncharacterized. The coding region runs from base 88 to 474 and encodes 128 amino acids. The record is from RefSeq and is a predicted model, not a curated record. The transcript has 3 exons. Lineage: Eukaryota; Metazoa; Arthropoda; Insecta; Hymenoptera; Braconidae.